Messenger RNA from Lingula anatina, 3287 nucleotides. Its product is annotated as cystinosin. Gene Ontology annotation, molecular function: L-cystine transmembrane transporter activity. Gene Ontology annotation, cellular component: vacuolar membrane. Gene Ontology annotation, biological process: L-cystine transport. Lineage: Eukaryota; Metazoa; Brachiopoda; Lingulata; Lingulida; Lingulidae. The record is from RefSeq and is a predicted model, not a curated record.
AAUGCAUUGUGGGCCAUGUAUAAAAAGAAAACUCAGUUGACACUCAAGAAAUGAACUGGGUCACGGCGUUUGAAAGAUGCUUGUGACUCAUAAUCACAACUUGUAAGAAUUUUGUACAUUGUGUACGGUGUGUUGUACAUUGCAUGGCAGUAGACCAUGGCACUAUUCCUCGUGAUGUUGACUCCUUAUUGUUCAGAAGAGACAACGAAAUUUUGCCAGUAGAAGUCUCUCGCGCUGGAGUAAUGUGCAAGCAUGUUUGGCUAUGGCCAUUAACUAGUAUUAGUCGAUACUUCCAAGGAAUUCUUUGAUACCUCCAGGCUCCAGCCUCUUGGUUCUUUGCUCACAGAACAACAGAGAAGUUCCAUAUACUGUGAUGGCGAAUUUAGUAGAUUUGCAAUGCAGUUUGGUUGUGAUAGCCACUUGCAUUGUUGGUAUACACUGCUGGCAUACAGGUCCUGUUAGGAAACCUAUUGCUUUGACAUUCUCUGAAGGGAAGGUGCAGCUGGAGGUCCAUUCAUCUGAAAAAGUUUACCUGAACCUCAGUGAACCUGCUCAUAGAGACUUUCAGAUAUAUUUCACAUAUCUGGAGGAUAAACAGCCUUUGGAAUACCAGUCAGUUGAAAUAAUCAAGCCUUUAAGUAAUAUCACAUUCAUUGCCAACAUAUCUGAGGCCAAACAGCUGAAUAUCACUGGAGUUAACCCAGGGAAGUUGGUUCUAGGGAUAAGAAGUCUAGAUGUUAGUGUCACAUCCCAGGGCAUCCACAUCUCAGUGGUAUAUUCAAAAUACCUUGUGAUAAUCAAUCAAGUCAUAGGCUGGCUUUACUUUGCCUCUUGGUCCAUAUCAUUCUACACCCAGAUCUACACUAACUGGAGGAGAAAAAGUGUUGUAGGUUUCAGUUUUGACUUCCUGGCAUACAACUUCAUUGGGCAUCUCUCCUAUCUGUUCUUCAAUGUUUGUGUCUACUGGGAUGCUAAUGUACAGUCAGAGUAUUUUGUUAGCCACCCUAGAGGAGAGAUACCAGUGCAGGACAAUGAUGUUGCCUUCUCCAUCCAUGCUGUGACUUUGACUUCACUGCAAAUUGUACAGUGUCUCAUAUAUGAGCGGGGUGGUCAGAGAGUCUCCUGGCUGUGUGUUGGACUAGUAACCGGCAGUAUUCUGUUCUCUAUAGGUGGUCUAGUUCUUAGUAUUACCAGUGUCAUACAAUGGCUGACUUAUCUGUAUUUCUUCUCUUAUAUCAAGAUUGGAGUUAAUCUGAUCAAGUCUGUCCCACAGGCUGUACUAAACUACAGGAGGAAGAGCUGUGAGGGGUUCAACAUAUUUUCAGUGUGGUUUGACAUAAUAGGUGGAGUUCUCAGUAUUCUACAGAUGGUUAUGGUGUCAUUUAACAAUGAUGAUUGGGAUGAAAUAUUUGCAGAUCCUACAAAGUUUGGUCUUGGGUUGUUGACAAUCAUCUUUGACAUGAUCUUCAUAGUACAGCGAUAUAUUCUGUACAGAAACAGUGUUCCCUAUGUUGUGAUCAAUGACAAUACACCCCCAGUAGUGAAAGAAGGGAAAGCAGUUGAGCCGCUCUGAUUAACUUUGAGUUUUAGGUCUUAUGGGUGCCAACUUCUUCACUUUCAAAUCUCAGUAUGCAUGUUUAUCAGACUCUGACACUCCAUAUCAGAUUUGAUUGAAGUUUUACUGUGCCAGAAACAAAUGCUCAUUCAUCCAGUGUUCUAGAUUCCAUGGUUCUGUACAUGGGUAUGUGAUGCAGUUCAUAGAGCUGUCUUAUAUUUGUCAUUGCGGAGGUGCAACCUCAAUCAAAUGUCACUGAAGCUGAUAUGUGAUAAGCAGGUGUGUUUGUAAUUUGAUAUUGAGGAUAUGCUUCAAGGUAGUGUUAAAACUCGGGCUACACUGAUUUUAAAUAAAUUGCACACCAAAAAACAUUUUGUCUUACACAGGUAGCUUAAAAUAUGGUGUUAGAAUACCAUUACAUUUGUGUAACUUGGUAUUCUUAAUGUCCACUUACUUUUUGAUAUAGAAUGAUUGACUAGCACAGUCAUUCCCAUAUUGACAAAUUUACUCUGCAUAAAGAUUUAUGUAAUUAUUUACAUGGCAAGUGUGUAAAUUUUCAAUUGAACAAAACGUUGUCUUAAAUUUUACUUAACUUUAAUGUAUGCCUAGCAUAUAUGUUUAAGAGCACAUUUUUACAUGCUCAUGUUUCUCAUAAAAUGAUGUAACAUGCUUUAUUAUUUUACCAAUAUUUACUGCAUACAUGCCCAUACCUUGUCCAAUAUCUAUGCAUAAUAUUGUGCUGGAGCAUUGAUCUGUAGUGAUGUGUGCAUUUGAUCUUCACAUUACAAAAUUAAUAUAUUUAAUUUUCAGCCAUUUUUCAAAGUGGCUAGGGUAUAUUCUAUCCAAGUCUGCCGAGAAUUUUUGUCUGUAAGCCUGCUUUACGUUUAUUUUUUUGUAACAGCUACAAGCCAAAUUCUCCAUCACUAAUACAAUAGUGUCCCAAAAAUUAGAAACGUAAGUCAGAUUUUGUCAACAGUUUUGAAUAUGGUGGGUCUUGGUGCUGACUGCUUUUGCUAUACAUGUAACUUACUUAUAUAUGCAUGUACAGAUAUUUCUUUCAACUAAGCCAGUACGAAAACAGUCAAAGAAUACGGACAAAACUGAUCUGUAUUUGGCAUGCAUACAAAAGGUGGUUUUUUAAGAACUUUUUUCUUAAAAGAGAGAAUAUUGAAGUAUGCCAUUUUAAAUGUUUUAUUGUGCAAUGAGAAUAAUGUUAUGUUGGUAAAAAAUGCAUUACCUUGAAGUUUUUAAUACGCUAGAUUUUCACAUUUUGUUGACAAAGGAUAUUUGUAAUUGCCAGUAGUCAAAAUGUAUAAUUUGUUAUUGGAACAAGUGAAUUGCAUGUGCUUUUUAAGGAUGGGAAAACUUACAGCUGCACAUGCUGACAGCUACAUGACUGUACUGUUAAAUCAGUAUGAAAGAAGGGUGACCUUUGUUAAAAUUCCAUUUUGUAUUUUAACAACUUACAUUUGAAAACCUUUUUAACUACUACCAUUUUUCCACUUAAUCACCAUUUUGUCCAGAUAAAUUUAUAAGAUUUCACAGAUAAUUACUUAUUUUUUGCUUCUUCUUGGAUAAGAUAUUUUUGUGCAGCAUUCUUAACAAUCUAGUUUGAAUGUUUUUUUUUCAACUUGGAAAUAGUAUACAGUAUUAAACUUACCAAUUAAAUGCUCAUCUCAUAAAAUAGAUAAAAUAAUUAACAUUAUUUUAGUCAUAUAGUUAUUUUAUUUAC